Molecule: messenger RNA, 213 nt
Organism: Caenorhabditis briggsae
Lineage: Eukaryota; Metazoa; Nematoda; Chromadorea; Rhabditida; Rhabditidae
Exons: 2
Coding region: 1-213 (70 amino acids)
Source: RefSeq, a predicted model, not a curated record
AUGGGGAGUGGAGGCAUUGAAAAUCGAGUCGAUUUUGUUAUUGUGAGAAGAAUCAUGUCUGCAAGAUUUACACACAAAGAAGACAACGCGUUACUGCUUUAUGUCUUGAGACACUCAGAAGACCUCAAAGAUGAAGUAUUCGAGUCCGCAACAGAAGAUGAAAAACUGACUGGGAGAACAGGAAAAAGUCUCAAAAAGAGGCGAGUUUAUUGA